Molecule: messenger RNA, 1147 nt
Organism: Cryptomeria japonica (Japanese cedar)
Lineage: Eukaryota; Viridiplantae; Streptophyta; Pinopsida; Cupressales; Cupressaceae
Product: chaperone protein dnaJ 49
Exons: 1
Coding region: 227-1003 (258 amino acids)
Biological process (GO): cellular response to misfolded protein
Cellular component (GO): endoplasmic reticulum membrane
Molecular function (GO): Hsp70 protein binding
Source: RefSeq, a predicted model, not a curated record
AUGCAGUUUUCCCAUCACACAAUUAAGAAAAUAUGGAAUAAUCUACUCGUCUCAAAGGUAAGCCGUCAAAACCAAAAUAAAGCCCAAGUUGGGACACGAAUCGACUCUCACCAGCAAUGACUCAGCAGCAGAAUAAUUUUUAAAUCGACAAACCCGAAAAAGGGGAUAGUUUGGCAUCCCGUUUGUUGGACAGAAGAAGAUGCUUAAUUAGUUUACAAGUAAGCAAAUGUCUCUCUUUGGGCGACGAAUUAAAUCUUUUUGUAUUUUUCCUGCUGAGUACUUCACUUCUGUAAAUUCGGUCUGUAAAAAGAAUUCAAUGGACGAUCCUGAUAUGAAUUACACAGAGGACCAAGUUGAAGCAGUGCGAAAAAUCAGUGGCACACAAGAUUAUUACAUCAUAUUGGGUGUUGAUAAGAAUUCUUCCGUCCAUGAAAUACGAAAGGCGUACAGAAAGUUAUCGCUAAAGGUUCAUCCCGACAAGAACAAAGCCCCUGGUGCAGAGGAAGCUUUCAAGGCACUUUCUAAUGCAUUCAAUUCUCUAAGCAAUGCCCAACACAGAUCAAAAUUAAAAUACCAAGAGGAGGAAGAGGAUGGCAAUUCAUCAGAUGACGAGUUCCAGUUCCAGUUCCAGUACAAUCGGCACAUCAUUUUCAGAUCUUUAGGUGGCUUCAAAUUACUGGUGCUCUUGUUACAGAUUCUACCCAUGUUUUUACUGUUUUUUGUUAGUUAUUUUCCCUUUUUGGAACCCAAUUAUGCAUUGCAACGAAAUGGACCUUAUCAAUUUAGUAAGCUUACUAAGGCACACGGGGUGCCCUUUUUUGUCAAAAUAGACUACUUUGAUAAGGAGUUUCCUCCAGAGAGUUCCGUCAGAGUAGGUCUUGAGAUUCAGGUUGAGACGGCUUACAAGAAGCUUCUUAGACAUUACUGCCAUAUUGAGACGCAGAGAUGUGAAUGGGGUCUUGCUUUCCAGACUCCUCAUUGUGAUAAGCUUGAGCAAUUUUAGACAUUCAGAUCACCAUAUACGACUCUCUUUCCGAAUCAAACUUGUUUCCUAGUCCUUCUUUUAAAUGUAUCAUGCCCUUCAGUUAUACAGUAUAACACAUGGACAAACAGAUAUAAAUGUUUAUAUACGCAUACUCUGUUUCAA